Molecule: messenger RNA, 5650 nt
Organism: Prinia subflava (tawny-flanked prinia)
Lineage: Eukaryota; Metazoa; Chordata; Aves; Passeriformes; Cisticolidae
Gene: STRIT1
Product: small transmembrane regulator of ion transport 1
Exons: 3
Coding region: 3396-3503 (35 amino acids)
Biological process (GO): regulation of slow-twitch skeletal muscle fiber contraction; regulation of ATPase-coupled calcium transmembrane transporter activity
Source: RefSeq, a predicted model, not a curated record
UGUCAAACAGCAGCAGACUCUGUUUCUGCCUGUAAAUCCUGCUCUUGGUCACUCAGGUGAUCAUCUGAACAGCAGCCAGGCUGCCCCUGCCUCACCUUGGAGCAUCCCUGGCCUGUGCCAGAGGAACCCCAGGCUGAGGAGGGGGGUUCAGGUGCUUCAUUUUCUGUGACUGUUGUGGGAUUAACGUGAACAGGAGCAAAGGCACCCCAGUGGGAAACUCCUUUUCCAAAGCCCCAAAACAAAGAAUACAAUCCUGAGGAAUGUUUCAAAACCAGCAGGUUUGGUUUGUUUAGAAUCCCCAGCCCAGACCUUUGUGUGCACAGAGCUGCAGGGACUUUGCUGGCUGAACCUCCCAGUUCCUGCAAGCAGGAAUUUGCUCUGGCUGUCACAAGAGGGAACUGCAGCACCAGUUUGGAGCUGCUUCUCUUCACACAUCUUUUCUCUAAGGACUCGGUGGUUGCAGUCAACUUCCUCCUAAAACUGCUCUCUCCUUACAAAUACAAUUAUCUUUUAGAUUGUGCAUGAAAUUGCCCAUUUUUGUUGCUUUUGAGAACUUAUUUCUGGUCAGGUAAAACUUGGUUUUACCAAGUAUCUUCAUGGCUUUUUAAGGCUUGCAAAGCUUUUUUUAAUUACCUGUUUUGCCAUGGUAAAUUUAAAAGUGCAUUUUCCCCCAACACAGAGGGAUCAUUUAAAAAGGAAGAUAUCAGCUAUAGGAAAAGCAAGGACAAGGAUCCCUCUCGUGUUCUCCUUCAGGAGAUGGACUGCUAAAGGAGGGAACAUCUCCAUGGGGAUGUGUAAUCAGAGAAGCUGAUGCCAGAAUCACCUGGAAAAGGAAAGAGGAGGUGACCUGGCUGGUUGUCUGCGGGAUGAGUGGAAAGGAGGCAGCCCCUCCAGGAGCACAGUGCCAGUGUGAGAUCCAGGGACCCAGCUGGCAUCCCCGGGGUGAGCCUGGGGUGUGGGGAGCUCCCUGGCACUCACAGGAACUGCUGCGACACCUUGGGGUGUCUUUUCAAAUGCUAAGAUUGGUGGGACUAAUAAAAUGCAUUUCAUGAGACAAAUUUUCCACACAUAAACCUAUUUUGUGAAUGCAAUAAUCUGAUAGUCUCAUAUGUUAGUCUGUAGGUCACAAGAGAGUAUGGGAAAGUCAUAAAAUAAUUCAAGGCAUAUUAACUUGGCUUUUGAUAUGCUAGUAAAUCAGGGUUUUUCCUUAAAGGAAAAAGAUCAAUUGGAACAAAUAUGAUUUAAAAAUUAAUGCCAGUAUCACAAAGCUAUAAAGAUUUUAUUACUUGGAGCAUUCCCUUUGCAAAGAUGAGUUGGUCUGUCCUUCUAAUCUCCUCUAAAGCAGAGUAGGCUGCAGUUAUUUAUAGGGAUCAUAUAGAAUUUGUAAAACAAAGCAUUUCUUUGCCAGCCUCCUGCAUGUGGGUGCAGAUUCCCAGGGGUUACAAGUACAGUAACCAAGACAGAAAUGUGUCAUUCCAAUAUUUGAUCUCUGGCUACUGGUGCAGUGAUGAAGAUUAGGAAGUGCUCUAAAUAUAUGGGGUAUUGUACCAUCAAAAAUGGCCAAUUUCCUUUGCAGAGAGGGGGAGGUCAGUGAGGUUCAGACAGUUCCUGCCCAAACACCAGGCACUAAAAGGAUUAUUCCCCUUAAAAUCGCUUUUCUCACAGAAAGCCCUGCAGCCCUGCUGCCUUACCCUGUUCCUCCUCCUAAUUUUGGCCCCAAUUCCCUUGAAGCUCUGUAGACAUCUAAAGCAUUGGAAGGGAUUCCCAGCUUUGAGCAGUUAAUGGGAAUGAAGUCCCAGGGGCUGCCCCAAAGGUUGCCCUGAGACAAACCUGUGUGAGCACCUCAGUGAGCUGGAGCAGAAAAGGAAUCUCAUUUCUGAGCCCAACUGCCCAUCCAAGUGCAGCUCUGGGUAUUGAACAUCUCAGUGUCCCAGCACAGAGAGGGAAAAACAGAAAACAGGACCACGUAGUUGGGAGCACAAAGAGAAAUGAGGGAAUUGUUGUUCUUGUGUAUUGUUCUUCAGCAGCAAAGCAGUAGAUGCAUUCUGCCACAGAUAAUUCUGAGUAUUUUCUGAAGCCUUGUGUCCUCUCCUUGUUUUUAUAUUUUGAAACUCUCCCUCUGCUUUUUUUUUUUUCUGGUUGUUGGACUGAGGUCUAUUGUAGAAUUGAUGUCUGGAGUUCAUUCCUCAGUGCCCAACAGAAGAUGUGUUGUUAAAAUAGUGUCGAUAUUGUUGCUGUAUUCUCUGCUGCAGUUACAACCUUUGUCUCCCUCAAGAGCAGCUGUGGACGUGCAGGGCAGCCCUGGGGGGCAGCCCCACCCCGGUGUGAGCAGCAGUGACUCUGCCCUCCCUGUGGCCACCGGGCUGGAAGGAGCCCAGUCCCUGAAGGUCAGAUGCUCCUGUCAGGAAUACAUGAUUCCUGCUGGAAAUUAUUUCCACGAGAUCAGAUGGAUAGAUAUAAUUAGCAGAACCCAGCUAGACAGGAUUGUUACAGGAACAGCUGUGCAGGCAAUGAAGCUAUUGUAUCAGAGAUUUCUUCUUUUUUUUUCAAUAAAUAUUUAACACAGAUUCAUAUUUCUUUUCACAGCAAUUUGGAUCUUAUCCCAAAAGGAUUUGCUUUAUAGCAAAGCCAGACAAAGAAAGUAAAGCUCAUUGUUUAUUCUUGUGUCUCAAAAUGUUGUGAAAGGCUGAACUGUGCAUGGCAUAAUAAAGUGUUACACAGCCCCGGGGUUUAUUGUAAGAUUGCUCCCAUUUUGGGGAAGCAGGAAUGAAAUCCCCUUCCCUAGGGGGUGCCUGGGAAAGGCUGUCCCUCCCAGCUGUGUUCUGGCUGUGAUGUUGGGCAGGUUCUGCCCCUGCUCUGCCCUGUACAGGGAUCCCUGCAGAGCAGCCCCUCCUUGGGACUGCACUUCUGCAGGCAGGAGAGAGCUGCGGGUGCUCUGCUGGCUGAGGGACACCUGCACAGGAGUGCUGAGCAGGGCUGGGCUGGAAUCCCCACAGGGAGGGGUGAGAGGGCAGAGGGCACUCAGAACACCCCAAUCCCUGUCAGGCUGGACAUGCAGGGGUGGUCAGGAGAGUUAUCUGCAUUUACCAUGGGGGGCUUCGUGGCUAAAAGAGUCCAUAAAGCAAUUUUCACCCAUUUCCCUCCCUCUUCAACAAACUGACCCCUUUUAGUCAGACUGCUCUGAAACAGAGGUGCAGUUGGAGGAACAGGAGAGGUAACCUUGAACCCCUGGAUUCCUGCCUUUUUAGACAAUUGAAUGCUUAUAGCCAACCCUGGCACCGGUGAGGCAGGCAGCUGCAGCACGUUCCAAAUACUGCUCUAUUUAAAGCAUCCCAGGGCUCUGGGAGCAACUGCAGAGGCAAAGCUUAACCUGCCAUUAAACCAGCAGAGGGGGAAUGGCAGAACCAGCCCAGGCCCCGCUGUCCCGCCUGCUCGUGCCCGUGCUGCUGGCGCUCGGCUGGAUCCUGGGCUGUGCCCUCAUGGUCUACAUCGUCUUCUCCUGAGGCAGGAGGGGAUGGCAGUGCCACACGCUGCCCUGCGGUCAGAAGAACCUACAGUGAUGCUGAUGAGAAGAACACAGAACUUCUGUUUGGAUUUCUAAUGACUAAAAUACGUAAAAAAUGAGUUCUUUUUAAUAUCAACAAUGUAAAUGUUGUGCACACAUUUUAUUCAUUAGAAAGAAUCACCAAACGAAUUUCCCUGUUCUCAGAUUAUUUGCAAUUGAGGGAGUGGUUUUUGGAAUCUUGUGUUCGGUCAGAUACCUGCCUGCUUGCUGAACAGCAAACUUUUAAAAUAGCUACUACCAGCUAAGGAGCUUCAAGCUUGCUAGAAACAGGGAAGGGUUAAUUUCUCAUGGGGCCUGGGCAAGUACUUUUAGCCUUACUAUGGGGAAAAUCUCUUGAUUUUGUUAUGAAACAGAAACAUCACAUGUCCUUCGAAAAGAGAACCUCAGGCUUAUUCAGGGCUGGCAGGGUUGUACAGCUGAGUGUGUCUGAAUCUCAGGCUCGCCGGGGCCCUCAGUGUCUUGUACUGGGGCGUUUGCCUUUUAAUUAUAAUUGGAGAUAAUUAUAUUCCCCCAGUUAAUAAUAAGCCAUGUGAACUUCCAGCGACUUUGCCAUUUAAAUCACAACUGAGCAUCAGAUCACUGCAUUUUCACUGACAGCUUUGGGCUUUUGAACAUGAAGAUUUUUCAGCUGAAGAACUGCAGUUCUGAGAAGAUGAAAUCAUUAAUAAUUCAGUCCCCAGUUAAAGCAGAGAAUUGAUUGUGAGAGGCAUGUCUGGAAGAUCCCAGCAAGAUGUAUGUUUAAGGGAAUGUGAAAAAACUCUUAAUGACCCCUGAUGGGGUUAAAUAGAGAAAGAAACUCUUUCUUUCACUCCUGCUCACACAAUUUGCAUAAUUUUGAGAAUGUGAGGAAGGCACAUCAGUCAGACAUCCUGACUCCAUCUGUGGGCACUGUCUGUUGAGCUUCAGGAAUGGAAACACAAAUAGAUUUGACCGUGGUGCAGCCCCGAGCAUUCCUGGGCCGCUCCAGCAGUCAGCAGGAGCACCCAAGUGUGACAUUCCCUGUGGGAAUUGUCUCAACACCAGGUUUCUUCACCUGUGAGCGAACUGAGGGCAGAGGGAGGAUCCAGCCUCAUCAGAUGUCCUGAAAGAGAGGGGCUAAACCCUGGAGAUUCCUGCACGGCUGCUGCGUGCUGUGAGCACUGAGCAGCACCAGGGAGCCCCUGCAGUGGAACAUCCCCGUCCCUCCCUGCUCCCUCCCUGCAAGGGGCUGGCUGUGCCCAGAGCCCACCCUGAGCAGGCACUCAGGGUCUCACUUUCAAUUCCUCGGUGUCUGAGCCCUCCCAGACUGAUCCCGCUGUGACCACAGCUGUGUUUUUACAACUCACUCCAUUUACCAGGCACAGAGGGAAAGAGUUCUGAAAGGUCCCGCUGGCCCAAACAGCUCUUUGGGUGUCCCACAACGCUGGAAAUCGAAUGUUUCCAAUUAAAAUGUUACAGAGACAAAAUGUAAACACUACAAUCUGGUUUAGCUUUACCUGAUUUUUGAGAUCUGAUUUGGCAGAGCAAACCAAAAUAACUUUCUAGGCUGGCGUCAAUAUUGUCGAGCUGAGUUGCUGUGUACAAAGCAGGGGUUUCUGCCAGUUUUAUGGGGUAAUAAAGAGAGGAUUAUUCCAAGAAAAAAAUGCAUCCCCCACGCUGUUGGAAGAUCACGGAGCACUCUGCAGUGACCUUUUGGAACCACCUUCAGACAACCCACUCGGGUGUCUGCUCCUGGCAGAGCUGCACGGCGUGAAGCUCUCCUUACAUGCAGGGGUGAAAGGGGUAGCAAAAGGUUUGGGGCUUUUCAUUCCUGAAAAAUAAAACGAGUGUUUGAGAGCCAGGUCCUUUUCUCUCAGAGAGGUGCUGGUGACUGAGGGGGAAAAAACCCAUGCGCAUUCAGAUUUCUUGCGAAAUGCUGGUGCUACACUAUCAAAGCGAGGUGAUAACUUCAGGGCCAGGCCUCUACAGCAUGAUGCCAAGCGUGCCCACGGCCUCUGCCUGGCUUUCCCUGUUUCCCCUGAACAGCUCUUGGAGUAGGGAGGAGUGUCUGUCCCCCUGUUUUGGGAUGCUGCAUGUGGCAUCCUGGAAACUUCCAGGCUCACGUUU